Messenger RNA from Lentinula edodes (shiitake mushroom), 858 nucleotides. RefSeq lists its product as uncharacterized. The coding region runs from base 1 to 858 and encodes 285 amino acids. Lineage: Eukaryota; Fungi; Basidiomycota; Agaricomycetes; Agaricales; Omphalotaceae. The record is from RefSeq and is a predicted model, not a curated record. The transcript has 9 exons.
AUGUAUCCCCACUACGACUACUCUAAUGGACCUCCUCCACCUAAUAUGACUCAAUAUCUUCUUGGAGUUGGUCCUCUUCCUCCUCCUCCAGCCCCCCAGCAGCAAGCAGUUGCACAGAUAAACCAAGUCUUGGACAGAGGAGCUUUCAAUGGAACUCAGCUGAUCAUCAGUGUAGGCAACAUUCCGGGUUCCAUGAUCAAAGUUGACAUCCCUCAGAAGCAACUGGCAGGUUCUUCGAGGUCAGGACAAAAGUCAAAACAUGUUUAUGUCACAUCCAUGAUGGAGCUGGAAUCUGGAGAAGACAUUGAGCUUGGAUGGCAAAGUUCUCGGUGUGCUACACCCUUUAGCAUGGUCAUCAAGAAUACAACUCCAAACAUUGAGAAAGAAGUCUCCAAAAAGCCACUUCAAACCACUGACACUUCUUAUGGCAACAAGCUAACAAAAUUGAAGGAAAGACUCCAUUGCAUGCAACACUCUGGUCAUAAUAGCUGGCGAUGUGAUGAAUACUAUGCAGGACAACAUGUAAAUCUUGGCAUUGAAGAGAUAACUUUAUGGGCACGCAAAUGGCAUGAUGGAGAGUCAGAUGGUCCCCUACAUCCACCAUCUGUUCUCAACCUCGAUGACCUUGUAGAGAAACAAGCCACACAACAGGCCUGUUCCAUCAAGCAUAACCAAGAACCAUCUGGACAGCUAAUUCACAUCCAUUUGGACAGCUCUCUCCAAGACACUGCCAAAUCCAGCUCAAAUACUCCCACUAAGUUGAAAUUGCUUUUUUUGAAAGUCCAGGAUAUCCAACAAAUGAUUUAUUCCAAUGGACCAAUUGCAAUGUUGGAAGUGUUCUUCUUGACAAUUGUAUGA